CAGGAAGUUUUCCCUGGCGGGAAAACCGAAAACGUUACCUAAGUCGCUUUUGAAACGGCGUCAGAUACGUUUAUUUACAGCGAAUGUCUAAUUUAUGCUAUUGUUAGACGCCUCAAAAGCAGCUAAAUUCGUUGGAGUUGGCAACACACUGAACGGAGUUUCGACCUACCUACAUUUUAUUGGCUAGUUUAGUUAGUUUAGUUUUAACUAUGAAAGAGGUGGAUAAAAUUGUGCUCCUGUCAGACAAGGACACUACAACCGAACUUCAGAAGUACCUGUCCUCUCUGACAAAUGACCAACUUAUUACUGUUAUAACCAAUAGUGCCCUAAAGGGCAAAAACGUCCUUACCCUGAUUAAAGGCAUAUUAAAAGGUUCUCCUCCCAAUUGCAGUGAGGGGUCCAAUCGCAGGCUUGCUGUGUAUCAACACUGCAUACCUUUGUGUGAGUCCGGAGACCUUCAGACUGAAGUGGCAGCUGAUAUUAUUGGACUUCUCAUGCUGGAGACUCACACGCUGUCCGGGCCGUCUCUUGCACAGCUGGCAAAUCUAUAUGUUGAUUCCAUCAAAGUGGGUAAAAUGGGAAGUGGAAAAUCUCUGGAGCUUUUUCCAACUAUUCUCACUGCCCUUGCCGCAUGUGAGGCCUUGUCAUACGGAAAAGGUGAACUCAGUGGUGAAGAAUAUAAAAAACAGCUGAUUAACAGUUUGUGCUCAAGCAGAUGGGACCCGCAGUGUGUAAUUCAUCUGACAACUAUGUUCAGAGAUGUCCCCUUGUCCUCGGACGAACUAAAAUUCCUGGUGGAGAAGACACUGAGGAUGUUCACCAAACUGGAUCUGCAGGAAAUCCCACCGCUUGUUUACCAGCUGCUGCUUUUGUCUGCUAAAGGCUCUAAGAAACAAGUCCUAGAUGGAAUCAUUAGUUACUUCAAAGAGCAGGACGUACGGCAGGAAGAGGAGCAGAAUUGUGGGGAAGACAUGGAUCUAGAAGUUCAGUCCAUCCCUCAGGACCAGCUGAGGCAUGUGGAGGGGACAGUCAUUCUGCACAUCGUCUUUGCCAUUCGGCUGGACCACGAACUUGGCAGAGAAUUUCUUAAAAGCUUCAAGACUUCCUACGCAGACAUGUGUCCUUUCAGUGUUGCCCUUUUGCUGUCAGUGGCUCGUAUCCAGCGUUAUGAAGAGCAGGUGUUUGACCUUUUGAAAGGUGCAGUGAUCAAAAGCUACAAGGACGAGCAUCUUCAGCAAGGGUCAAAGUUCCUACAGGACCUGCUGCCGAGGCACUGCAGUGUCGCUCACAUGAUUCUGGACACCGUCAAGAACAGUGUUUUUGGGUGGGAUCACGUCACCCAGGGUCUGGUUCAGCUGGGAUUCUUCCUCAUGGACACAUUUGGACCCAAACCGGGACCAUUUGGCAAAACCACAGAGGGACCUGUUGGUACAACCCGAACCCCCACUCAGCAGGCCUGUAAGCUGGGGGGUCAGGUCCUCUUAUAUGGCUUUAAGAUACACGAGCCAAUCAGAGGAGAGAUCCUUGAGCAGGUGCUGAAUCGUCUGGUCACAAAGACGGCUUCGCCUGUCAGUCAUUAUUUAGAUCUUUUCUCAGACAUCGUGGUCUCCGCUCCGAUGAUCCUCCUUGAGUCGUCGUCCAAGGUUAUAGAGACGUUUGACCAUCUGUCGUGUCUGCCUUUAGCCACGGUCCAGGGUCUUCUGAAGGCUGUUCAGCCCCUCCUCAAAGUCAGCAUCUCUUUAAAAGAUGCUUUAAUUCUGGUUCUUCGGAAGGCCAUGUUUUCCAGCCAGCUGGAUGGAAGAAAGUCUGCAGUGGCUGGUUUCCUGUUGCUGCUGAAGAAUUUCAAAGUUCUGGGCAGCUUGGCUUCAAGUCAGUGCAGCCAGGCAGUCUCCUCCAGCCAGGUCCAAGUGGAUGUUCAUUCUCGCUACAACUCUGCUGCCAACGAGGCGUUCUGCCUGGAGAUCCUCAGCAGCUUACGCCGCUGCCUGGGCCAACAAGCAGAUGUUCGCCUGAUGCUUUACGAGGGAUUCUAUGAUGUUCUUCGCCGCAAUUCUCAACUAGCGAGCUCCAUCAUGCAGACCCUCCUCUCACACCUGACGCGGUAUUACGAGCCAGAACAAGACCUGCUGCCUCCGGUCAAACUGGAGCCUUGCAUCACUGCUCACGGAGACCAAGUCUACCUUCAGGAGCCCCUGGCUCAUCUGGUGAGCUGCACGGUGCAGUGCCUGCUGUGGCUGCAGAACACGCAACAGUCGGCCAAUCACAGCGCUGACGACAGCGACGACGAUGAGGAAGAGGGAGAGGGGUAUCAGUCUCACCUGCAGACGAUGCUGGAGAGCGUGACCCGGCGCAUGGUCAAGAGUGAACUGGAGGACUUUGAGCUGGACAAGUCUGCUGAGUUUUCAAUGGGAUCCAGUGUUGGAGUGAAGAAUAACAUCUACGCCGUGCUGGUGAUGGGAGUCUACGAGGUUCUGAUCGAGUACAACUUCAUCAAAGCCAAAUACAAUAAGAGCCACUUCGAGGAGCUUAUUGGUCUGUUCAACUGCUACAACAAGCUGUCAGAGAUCCUGAAAGAGAAAUCGGGGAAAGUCAGAGCUCCGUCACACAAGACGCCCCGCAGUCUGCUCUCCAUGGGUUUCGCAUCAACUCUCAUCACUGUUCUGUUCAAAGACAACAGCCAAAGCAGGGAGGAAGCCCUCUCUGUGCUUCGCUCCAAUGCAGAAUUUGUACGUUAUGCGUUAAGCGUAGUUGUGCAGAAGAUCCAGCAACUGGAGGAAAGUGGACAAACGGAUGGUCCGGAUGGACAGAGUGCAGAAAAGACAUUCCGUUUUCUUUGUGACAUGACAAGCGUGCUGAUGUGGCGGUACACAAACAUUCCCAGUGCGGUGGAGGAGGCAGGGAGGAAAGACAAGCGCUGCAGCCUGUCCCAGCUUUGUUUGGAGGGUCUGCUCAGGAUUUUCACCACCUGCCAGCUGCGCUACCCAGACAAGAUGGCCCAGCUCCUCUCCACCAUGGACGUUGCAGAGGAUGAAGCAGAGCAAGAGGACGCUACAGAGAUGAAUUACUUUUACAUCCGACAGUUUCAGAGGGCGCUGUUCACUAAGUUAAGUGGAGGUGAGGAGGAUUUCAACAGUAGAGAGGCUCAGCUGCUGGUCAGCAUUUUGAGCGUGCUCUCACGGCAGCUGAAUCCCUCCUCCAAACAGUUUGUACAGAUGAUCACAUGGACAGUGAAAAUCUGCAAGGAGACAAGUUUUGAGGAUUCUGCAUUCUCUAAGGGGAUGCUCUCUCUCCUGUUUAACCUCCAUGUUCUCUACAAGUCUCCUGUCGGCCUGCUGCUUGAACUCUGCCAAGACAUUCACAGCCAGCUGGGAGAUAUUGAUGAGGAUGUGGAAGUGGAAAAGCAGAAUAUCUUCGCCAUUAUUAACAUGAAAACGGCUUCAAAUGCAGCUGUGUUUGUGCUUUCCCAAGUAGAGAAAAUUCUGGAUGAAGUGGAGUGGCUUAUUGCCCAAAAGAAAAGUCAGGCGGCCUCUGAUAAACUCAACUGCGGUGAGGACACUCAGUCUGCAGGCCAGCAGGAUCCGGUGGAGAAGGCAGUGACGCUGCAGCUGGGAACGCUUGUGACGGCGUUAAACGAACUGGUCCAGACGUCUCUCCAGCCGGGAAACUGCACCAUCACUCUGCUGAGAGUGCUGAGUCGCACCUACAGCAUCCUCGCAACUCUAGUCAAAUACUACAUCCAGGUGUGUACGAGUCAGCACAGUGCACUUCCAGCUCGUUUUGAGAAACUGGUCAAGUUGUCUGGCUCCCACCUAACACCACAGUGCUACGCCUUUAUUACCUACGUACAGAGUGGAGAAACCGCCGAAGGAGAUGAGAAGAAGAAAAAGAGAAAGAAUGACGUGAACACCGCUGCUUCUGCAAAGCUUUUGCGUGAGACAAAAGCCACCCCAAACUUGAUCUUCAGUAUUGAACAGUAUGAGAAAUAUCUUAUUACACUCUCAAAGAAGUCAAAGGUGAAUUUGAUGCAAUACAUGAAGCUCAGCACUUCAAGAGAUUUCCGCAUCAAUGCUACGACUCUGGAGGCAGCUCUGCAGGAGCAGGACCACAGCCAGGAGACGACAGAGACACAAAACGGAGAGGGAACCCAGGAACCCAAAAAGAAGAAAAGAAAAGUCUGAGCUGACUCAAGGAUUGAACGGGGUUAUUGCAGUUCUGUGUUCUGUUUGUUUAGAUGCUCCUAUCUUCC
Messenger RNA from Oryzias latipes (Japanese medaka), 4246 nucleotides. RefSeq names its product FA complementation group I (gene fanci). The record is from RefSeq and is a predicted model, not a curated record. Gene Ontology annotation, molecular function: DNA polymerase binding. Lineage: Eukaryota; Metazoa; Chordata; Actinopteri; Beloniformes; Adrianichthyidae. Gene Ontology annotation, biological process: DNA repair.